ACAAGUUGACAUAUCACACCCGUCGUCAACUGGCCGUAUCGCAGCACAUCUUAAGCAAACACAGUCCGGUUUAUCCUCGUACCCAAGCUUGCACACAUCAUCGAACUCGAUCGCACCCACCGAUCGCAGUACCAAGCGAGCCUCCGGAGCGAUGAGAUCCAGCGUACUGCUUUCGCUGCUUCUGCGUCUACCGCUGCUGGUGACGGCCAUCACCAAUGGAACGACUACCUGCGGUCGGCCGGCCAUCAACCAGCGGCGGCCACUGAUCGUCAAUGGCCAAUCUUCCCAAACGGCCGGUGAAUGGCCCUGGCAUGCCUCGAUCUGGCACCGAGUUACCCAAACGGCGUACGUCUACGUCUGCGGAGGAACGCUGCUAAGCGAACUAUACGUCCUGACGGCCGGACAUUGCGUUUCCAAGGAUGGAAACGCACUAAACGAGCGGCUGAUCACCGUACAGCUGGGCUCGAUUCGGCAGAACUUGCUGAUGAGCGGAUUUCCCGUGCAGAACGUUGCCGUAGUGGGGAACUUCCUCCACAAAGACUUCGUUCCAAGGCGCUUCAAUGCGGACAUUGCACUGUUGGCCCUGCGGACGAAGGUUGCGAUCAAUGAGUUCGUUCGACCGGUUUGUCUACCGGAUGUGAUGACGGCGGCGUUGAGCGACGGCAAGGAACUCUACGGUAGACAGGCGGUGGCGAUCGGGUUCGGGAUGACCGAACAGUCGGAAACGGCUGAUGUGCUACGGAAGAUACGGCUACCGAUAGUGGACUAUGUAACGUGUUUGACGAGCAAUAGGGAGGUGUUUGGGACUACGUUGUCGGUGGGAGUUUUGUGUGCCGGGGAUCGAAAUGGGAGUACCGUGUGCAAUGGGGACAGCGGAGGAGGGUUGUUUACGGAGGAAGAUGAUGGUAGGUGGACGCUCCGAGGGGUGACUAGCUUUACGGCGCAGCGAGGGUGGAACGAUAGCAGUUGUAGUUUGACGGAUUAUUCGGCUUUUGUGAAUGUGGCUUACUACGGGGAUUGGAUACGGUAUGUGAUGGAGAAUGGGGAGCAGCGGGGGUUUUUCAAUAGUAGUGAAGGGGGAGGAGAGAUUGAACGAGGUGGUGAUCGGAAGGUGAAGUUCGUGAAUGACCUCCGGAUCAGUGAGAAGAAAUGUAAGGAGUAUCGCCGGAAAGGACUGACGGCGGUGAAACCAGCGAAGCUGAUUCACACUAAAUACUUUAAAAACGACACCUACACACGAUCGGUUAGUUAUAUCAAGGGCGAAUACGUGGUCCUAUACAUUAAUCUGACAGAGGUUGGAUUGAUGUACUUCCUUAGCGACCGAUACGCGCUGACGACAGUCGACGUUGCGAGAAACUGUUCGCAGGAGAACGUGGUCUGUGAGACAAACCAUGACACGAAAGUUCAGCAAGCCUUCGUCCAUCCUUCUUACCGGGGAGGGAGAGACUUCAACGUGGCAGUGCUUUUGACGGAACCGGCAGAUGAAUUCUUCUGGUGUCUCUCCGCAACGGCAUCUAUCAACUUGUAUGUUGACGGCAACAGACUACCGCUAAGUUCCAUUGCAAACGAAGCCUCCAGUUGGGUAGAGUUCGAAUUGGAUACGUUCCUUCGUACGAGUCCGGCCACUGCAGUCUACGACGAACACAGAGAUGUGAUAGUUGGACUACUGCAGAACCGAGCCGGAGAACCGGUUGUGGUGACCAACACUACGGCGAUGCUGAACUGGAUCGAAUCCGUAGUAUGGAAUGUGACGUAUGUCAAAGAAGAAGUGAUGGAAGUUGCUGUGCAGGAAGCUAAACCGUUUCGGCAGUUAAGAAGCAGCGUAGCAGCAUGCAAGGAUUACCGACGACAAGGUUUGACGAACGUCAAAUCUGCGAUGUUGAGUCAUACUGAUUAUUUCAAAAACGCAACACACCAGGUUGCCAACAGUUAUACGAAGCAUAACUUCGUUCAACUCUUUCGGAACGGUACUUCCCAAGGUUUGAUAUACUAUCUAACCGGAGAGUUUGCCCUUACGAGCGGACAGGUAGCAGUGAAUUGCUCGCAUCCGGAGGAGAUCUGUUCGACGGCUCAUGAUCAUCAGGUGCUGCAGGUGUUUAUGCACCCGAAUUUUGACGGUGAGCGAGACUACAGCGUCGCACUGCUUCGGACAACUCUGGCAGACGAAUUCUUCUGGUGUCUAUCUGCAGAACCUUCCAACCAGUUGUACUACGGUAACAAGAUAUUGCCGAGAGAUGCGAUCAUUCAAGUGCGGCCAACCUGGGUGGAGUUCGAUCUGGAUGUGUACAUUCCAACGCAGAAAGGAGGCGCCGUGUACAACGAUCGACGGGACGAAAUCGAAGGAUUGCUACAGAAUCCAGCCGGCGAAGAUCUGGUGAUGACAAACGUCACUGCCCUACUGGACUGGAUAGAACCCAUUGUCUGGCCCACGCCAUUAAUCGAGCCCAGGAGUUCCUUUGGAGACUGAAGCAAAAUUUCGCAGGCGUAGUUCUCACAGAUUGUGCAGUUGCAUUUGCUAAACGACCAGAUCUAAGGAAGGAAGUUCCCAUCAAAG
This is a messenger RNA of Ochlerotatus camptorhynchus, 2554 nucleotides long. RefSeq lists its product as uncharacterized. NCBI's taxonomy places the organism in Eukaryota, Metazoa, Arthropoda, Insecta, Diptera, Culicidae. The transcript is spliced from 9 exons. Gene Ontology annotation, biological process: proteolysis. The record is from RefSeq and is a predicted model, not a curated record. Gene Ontology annotation, molecular function: serine-type endopeptidase activity. The coding region runs from base 152 to 2467 and encodes 771 amino acids.